UGUUCUUGAUAAUCACACAAACGUUGGACAUGAGUCUUCAAGUUUAAACUUUAGAUUCUUCUGGACAGACGUGUUUGUGUCAGAUCCACAUUCCGCCCACACUCUGCUCUGGUGCCACAAGGAAACUGGUGAGAUGUCCAAGUCACAUGACCCUUGGCAAGACGCCAUGGACCACGCCGUCGCUGUGGCCCGUAAAUCAGGAGAGAUAAUCCGAGAGGCGGUUCAGAACCAGGACCGGUCCAGUUUGGUCCAGACCAAGUCCUCGGCUGUGGACCUCGUCACAGAAACUGAUCAGAAAGUGGAGCAGCUCAUCAUCCAAUCAGUGAAGAGCAAGUUUCCCUCCCACAGGUUCAUCGGGGAGGAGUCUGUGUCAUCUGGGGAGCUCUGUGUCCUGACCUCUGACCCCACCUGGAUCAUCGACCCCAUCGACGGCACCACCAACUUCGUCCACGGGUACCCGUUUGUCGGAGUGUGCAUCGGCUUUGCUGUCAAUCAACAGGUGGAAUGGGGCGUGGUCUACAGCGCCAUCGAAGACAAAAUGUUUACAGCCCGAAGAGGACGAGGGGCCUUUUGUAACGGGCGCCCCCUACAGGUGUCCCCACAAACAGACGUGCACCGGGCGCUGGUGGCCACAGAGUUCGGCUCCAGCAGAGACCCUCAAGUCGUCGAUAAGAUCUUCAGCAGCCUCCGGAAAGUCCUGUCUCUGCCGGUGCAUGGGGUGCGUGGCGCUGGCUCUGCUGCUCUGAACAUGUGCGCUGUGGCUCUUGGGUCUGUGGAGCUUUAUUAUGAAACGGGGAUCCACAUUUGGGACUUCGCCGCAGCUUCAGUGAUCGUCACCGAAGCCGGAGGCGUCCUGAGAGACACAACAGGGGGCGCUGUGGACCUCAUGUCGCGCAGAGUCGUCGCUGCCAACAACGAAACCAUAGCAACAAGAAUCAUCAGCGAGUUGGACGUGUACUCCCCCGAGAGAGACGACGGAGCGCCCCACGGAGCGCCCCACGGAGCGCCCCACGCGCCCCACGGAGCGCCCCACGGAGCACCUGAAUGAGCACACACACAGACAGACACACACACACAGACACACACACACACAGACA
Molecule: messenger RNA, 1097 nt
Organism: Boleophthalmus pectinirostris (great blue-spotted mudskipper)
Lineage: Eukaryota; Metazoa; Chordata; Actinopteri; Gobiiformes; Gobiidae
Product: inositol monophosphatase 1-like
Exons: 9
Coding region: 134-1048 (304 amino acids)
Biological process (GO): inositol metabolic process; signal transduction; phosphatidylinositol phosphate biosynthetic process
Molecular function (GO): inositol monophosphate 1-phosphatase activity
Source: RefSeq, a predicted model, not a curated record